AUGAAGCGCAACAACCCCAACAUUCCCAUCCUGAUCCGAGAGGCCGCUGGCACCCAGCCCAAGGUCUUUGCCCGAUACGACCGGGGUGUCGAGAAGUCACAGAUCCUCGAGGGUCUCUCCGACAAGGAGAUUGAAGAGACCGUCACUGGCUUGGUCAAGGCUGAUCAAUAG
Messenger RNA from Fusarium musae, 171 nucleotides. RefSeq lists its product as uncharacterized. The transcript is spliced from 2 exons. Bases 1 to 171 code for a protein of 56 amino acids. The record is from RefSeq and is a predicted model, not a curated record. NCBI's taxonomy places the organism in Eukaryota, Fungi, Ascomycota, Sordariomycetes, Hypocreales, Nectriaceae.